AAGAGUAUAGAGAAAGCCUAAAUGCAAUCUUUAUAAGAAGAGCAUAUUGGGCAAUGAGUAGUGUGCACAACAAGAUUUUCUUCAAUGAAGCAAGCAAAGCACAUACAGUACCAGACAGUAAAGAUAGCAUUGUUGCAAUGCUUACGAAGCAAGACCCAAAUGAAGUAGCACUUCUGCAAGUAACAAGAGAAAUACUAGAAAAGGCAAAGAGAGAGCAACCUGAGAAAAAACUAGAUAGUGUAAUGCAGGGCCAAGAUAAAACAAGGAUAGAAAAAGAAAAGCAACAGCAAAUAACAAA
Molecule: messenger RNA, 298 nt
Organism: Racocetra persica
Lineage: Eukaryota; Fungi; Glomeromycota; Glomeromycetes; Diversisporales; Gigasporaceae
Source: the annotation of a GenBank genome assembly